GAAAUGUAGAUAUGAAAAAAAUGAUCUUUCUACGAGAAUUGAGAAAUUAAAUGAAUUUUAUGUUAAAACAAAUUUGAAUUACGAAGUACUAAAAGAGGUUAUGGAAAAAAGAUUGUCUUUAAAAUCUAAUUUGAAACUUAGAUAUUUUUGUAAAAUAUGCCAUAUUGGAUUUCGUCUUGCAAUCGAUCUAAGGAGACAUGAAACUGUACUACAUUUACCGAUAAAUGGACCAUACAAAUGUUGUGAAUGUGACGUAAAGAACACAGGUAGAUUGAACACAGUAUCUGAACUGCAGCAGCAUUUGACCACACAUUUUAUUUACAAAUGUUGUUUAUGUGCGGAUGUAUUCAAGACUGAGGCUUACGUGAUUCGUCAUAUAAAAAUUAUACACCGAUAUCAAUAUCGAUGUUUAGAGUGCAGGGAAUACUAUUAUUUUUCAGUACGUACAAUGAAAUGGUGCAGCAUUACGACAAAAUGCAUCCCCAGUUUACUUGUGACCAAUGCGGAGCAACGUGUAGAUCUAAGAAAGCGAUAGAAUCUCACAUAAAGUUCAGACAUCUACCAUCAGUUUGUGAUGUAUGUGGUCGGUUGUGCUCCAGCGGCACAGCGGUUGACUCACACAAACGUUUACACCAUCCAAAGAAACGUAACAGUGUUACUGAGUUAUCUUACUGCGUAGAAUGUAAUAUGCAAUUCGAUAAUGUUUAUAAAUAUAAGAAACAUCUUUAUCACGCGGUAGCACAUAAGCCACGUGUGCCAAUCAAAGUUCCUUGUCCAGGUUGCGACAGAAUAUUCAGCUCCAAAAGAUCCUCGAAUAAUCACUACAAUUUGGUACAUUUGAAGAAAACUAAACAUUAUUGUCAGCUUUGUGAUAAGUAUUUCGCAAGAUCAUGUGCGUUACGUAAUCAUAGACAACGAAUCCAUGAGAGAAAACACCUAACCAAAGACAAGAUGUAAGACGCAUGGAAGGAGUAAAAAACUGAAUUGACUGGACUAUUCCAGACUGUAAGGUCCAUUCAGAUUAGAUCAGUUGUAUGGACGUGAUGAAAAUCCAUCCAUACAAACGAAAAUGCAAGAAACUAAACUAUUUUAUCUCCGUGGACACAAGUUGGUACAAAACUUUCUUUGUAGAUUUAGGCCUAAAAAUCUUCAGCGCUUUAGUUUUUGUGCAAAAUAAAAAUGCUUCCAAUAA
Papilio polytes (common Mormon) is the source of this 1192-nucleotide messenger RNA. RefSeq names its product PR domain zinc finger protein 5-like. Gene Ontology annotation, molecular function: DNA-binding transcription factor activity, RNA polymerase II-specific; RNA polymerase II transcription regulatory region sequence-specific DNA binding. The transcript is spliced from 6 exons. Gene Ontology annotation, cellular component: nucleus. The record is from RefSeq and is a predicted model, not a curated record. Gene Ontology annotation, biological process: regulation of transcription by RNA polymerase II. Lineage: Eukaryota; Metazoa; Arthropoda; Insecta; Lepidoptera; Papilionidae. The coding region runs from base 406 to 957 and encodes 183 amino acids.